AUGCCGCUGUCCAAUCUCCCGGCGCUACUCCGCUCAAUCCUAUCACGCCCACGCCCAAAUCAACACCUCGCGAAUUUCAGUACCCUUAGAAAUCCAAAACCCGCCGGAUAUCCGCCGGAGAAACACACCGUCGUCACCUUCCUGGUCAAAUCAUGCGGUUUGUCGAUGGAGGACGCCAUUGCUGCUUCUAAGGGCGUGCAUUUCGACUCACACGUCAAGCCCAACGCCUUCAUGGAUCUUCUCAAGAACGAGGGUUUCACAAAACCCCAAAUCUCCAACAUCGUCAAGGCCUACCCUAGAUUUCUCGUUUCAAAAGCCGAAACCUACGUCUUGCCCAAGAUCAAAUUUUUCCUCCAGUCGUUCGCCGGCGUUCCAAAACAGGACGUGCUCGCCACUAUCUCGAAAUACCCUUCCUUCUUAGUGACAAGCUUGGAGUGCAAGCUAGCUCCCAACUUGGAAUACCUCAAGAAUCUAAUUGGGCCCGAAAAGGCUGCGGCCCUUUUCCAUUACGGGUCGCGGGCUUUGACGAGGUUCGACCUCAAGGACAGGGUCAUCCCGAACGUAGACUAUCUCCGAGAGAUUGGGGUAACCACUUCAUCGCUCUGGCUGGCGUUAAACCAGUGCCUAGGGAUUUUUUCUCUGAAACCCAACGAGUUAAAGAAAAUUGUGCAGGAAGUGAGGGGAAUGGGUUUCGAUCCCGAAAGAUCGGUAUUUGUGCUAGCUGUCCAUGCUCGCUCGGGAAAGACCUGUUUGGCCCUUUGGGAUCGGUGCUAUAACGUUUACGUAAAAUGGGGCUGGUCAAGGGAUGAAAUAAUGGCCGCGUUCUUGAGGCAUCCAAAUUGCUUGCUUUGUUCGGAGAAGAAGGUUAAUGCAGUGUUGGAGUUUGUGGUUCGUGAGUUGGGUCGGGAGGCGAGAUCGGUUGCUCAGUGCCCCGGUAUUAUCCUUUACAGUUUGGAGAAUAGGAUAGUUCCUAGAUGCAGGUUUGUUCGGGACUUGGCUUCAAAGGAUUUGGUUAAGAAAGAUUGGAACUUGAAUACUGUGCUUGGCCUUAGGGAGAGAGAUUUCAUGGAGAAGUAUGUGUCCCCGUUUGCUGAGGCGGCACCGGAGCUUUGUGAAAGGUAUGCAUCUAGGAAAGAACGGGACGGAGAACCCAAGGUUUUUGUGAAACUCAUGUCUUAG
This is a messenger RNA of Striga hermonthica, 1179 nucleotides long. NCBI's taxonomy places the organism in Eukaryota, Viridiplantae, Streptophyta, Magnoliopsida, Lamiales, Orobanchaceae. The record is from the annotation of a GenBank genome assembly.